Messenger RNA from Metarhizium acridum CQMa 102, 1791 nucleotides. Lineage: Eukaryota; Fungi; Ascomycota; Sordariomycetes; Hypocreales; Clavicipitaceae. The record is from RefSeq and is a predicted model, not a curated record.
AUGCAUAUUGUCGAACCAGAGUUCCAAACAGAAGCCGGUCGUCCCAUUAAAAGUGUCACUUUGGAACAAGUCUUGAACAAGAUGUCAUCUGCCGUGACGCAUACAUCUGUCGUUGAAAGCCCUCUUGUGGCUCUGCAUGUGCUCGUCGGAGUGCUGGCCCAAUGUGACUUGGUCUACUCGGUCCCUGCCUUUGUCGCAUUAUGCUUGCUCACGAGCUGGAUGAAAACCUUUUGGAUAUUCAAGUCGGCAAAAACGCAAUAUGGCGGUCCCAAAGUGCCCCCUUAUUGGCCCUAUACGGUUCCAAGUAUUGGGCCCGUCGUGACAACGUUGUCGUUUGCCAUGUCUCGAGACCCCGGCCCCGAUAUGGUCAAGGCAGUGUUCAAGAACUCUUGGACCUGCACAAUGGCCGCACUGCACAGAUUUGUGCUUGGAAAUGUCUUUGGGAUGUCGGGAGAAGCACUUCGGCUGUACGACUUGGACAAGUCUGGUUAUCGACACAAGCCCGUGGCGGGCACGGCCAUCGAGCCUCGCAAUCGCAUCGACUACCUCACAUACGGGCCAAUGAUCAAAUUUCUAUCGGGCCCGGGAAUGAAGGCCUUCUGGAACCGAUACGAGACGCACCUGACGCAGAAGCUCCAGCAUCUCCCAGUCGGCGCUGGGUGGACCGAGAUGCCUGACCUGACCCGAGUAUUCGAGGUUGAAGUCUCUGCCGCCAACACGGAUGCUCUUUGUGGCCCCUACUUGCUGCAGCGCCAUCCGGAUUUUCUCGAGGAGCUGUGGAAGCUGGAUUGCCAUCUGGAUUGUUUCUUCCGGAGCACCCCGCGCAUAUUCGCACCCCGGGUAUAUGCCCGCCGGGAUCGGCUCCUGGCCUGCGUCAAGGACUGGCGAAGCCAUGCCCAGCUCAACUUCCGGGGGGAUUCCGUCGACGAAAAUGGCGAUGAUCCGUUCUGGGGCAGCCGAGUGUUUCGAGAACGCCACGGACUGUUCUCCGAGAUGGACCACAUGGACUCCGAUGCCAUGGCCUCCGAAGACUUUGGAGUCAUCUGGGCGUCAACUCGCAACUCGGUCGUCGCCAGUCUUUGGGCAGUGCUGGAAAUCAUUAGCGACAGUGAAAUCCUGCGUAAUGUACGGCGCGAGGUCGCGAAAUGUCGAGACUCGUCGCCAACAGGGCUCAACAUUACCCUGCUAUUGGAGAGCCCGCUGCUGCAGUCCAUCUAUGCCGAGGUUCUUCGUCUGCGAGUACACAUGCUCAUAAUAAGGGUCCCCAUCUUUGACAACCUACACGUAAAGGACUGGAUGGUCCCUCGCGGAGAUGUCCUCCUCAUGAGCACGACCGUCGCGCACAUGGACCCUGCUGUCUGGAACACUGGUGAAAACGGCCAGCACCCUCUCGAUACAUUUUGGGCAGAGAGGUUUCUAAAGUACGACGGCGUUCCGGGCAGCGGGCCAAGGAGGACGGCCAGCAACGAGGCCGGCAGUUCAUGUCCAGCACGAAGCGUGGGUGGAGGACCACCGGCUUGCCCAGCACCAAGGGGCAAUGUCUCGUAUGGAAUCAAGGAUGUGGACGGAGCUUGGAUCCCCUACGGCGGCGGACAGAGACAAUGCCCUGGUCGCCAUUUCGCUAAGCGCGAUAUUAUUUACACCGCCGCAGUCAUGGUGACGUACUUUGACAUUGAACCCCUCGUGGAUGUUGACUCAUUGAAAAUGGACAUGCGUGGGUUUGGAUUGGGCACAAUGGCUGUCAAGGGCGCCAUACCAUUCAGAAUUAGGAGAAGAGAGAUUCUUAGUUGA